This is a messenger RNA of Acipenser ruthenus (sterlet), 681 nucleotides long. RefSeq names its product hemoglobin subunit epsilon-like. The transcript has 3 exons. Bases 83 to 526 code for a protein of 147 amino acids. Gene Ontology annotation, molecular function: oxygen binding; heme binding; oxygen carrier activity. The record is from RefSeq and is a predicted model, not a curated record. NCBI's taxonomy places the organism in Eukaryota, Metazoa, Chordata, Actinopteri, Acipenseriformes, Acipenseridae. Gene Ontology annotation, biological process: hydrogen peroxide catabolic process; oxygen transport. Gene Ontology annotation, cellular component: hemoglobin complex; blood microparticle; haptoglobin-hemoglobin complex.
AGUAGGUAGGUACUGAAGACUUGCUUUCUAUAGCUUGAAUCCUCAGCCAUUAACCAACUAACAAACUAGCCAGUUAGUCAAAAUGGUGCACUGGACCGAUGAAGAGCGUGACAUAAUCAAAACCUUCUGGGGCAAGAUUGACGCCGAGGAAGCUGGCCACCAGGCCCUGACAAGGGUGCUGGUUGUGUAUCCCUGGACACAGAGGUACUUCAGCACAUUCGGCAACCUGUCCAAACCCUCCGCCAUUGCUGGUAACCCCAAGGUCCGCGCUCACGGCAAGAGGGUCGUUGUGGCUCUCGGUGACGCUAUCAAGAACUUGGACAACGUGAAAGCGACUUAUGCCAAGCUGAGCGAGCUCCACUCUGAGAAACUCCACGUCGACCCCGAGAACUUCAGGCUUCUGGGUGAGGCCCUGAUCAUCGUCCUGGCUGGACAGUUCGGUGCCGCCUUCACUCCCGCUGUCCAGGCUACUUGGCAGAAGCUGCUGGCUGUUGUAACCGCCGCUCUCAGCAGCAAGUACCACUAAACACCAGCCAUCGAACUCCAUGCCAGCGACAAGAAUGGGACAACCACAACAACAUUGUGUCCGUGCUUUUCAAGAACUCUGGUGCAAGCCUCAUUCAUAAAUACAUUUAUUUUCAGUCGUUGGAGCUUUGAUAAAUAAAACAGUUUAUUCUUCAA